Prorocentrum cordatum is the source of this 1653-nucleotide messenger RNA. NCBI's taxonomy places the organism in Eukaryota, Dinophyceae, Prorocentrales, Prorocentraceae. The record is from the annotation of a GenBank genome assembly.
GCUUUUCUGCUGCGAGCAGCGAUUUUCUGGGGCGCGCUCCCUGCCAAGCAACACCCCACCCAGAGCUCGAUGGCGCUCUCCCCGAGCCUGUUCCAGAAGGUGCUGGACGAGGUGCGGUCGGGGCUCCUGAGCUCGGUCGUCGCCGAGGCGGCGCUGUUCCCGCUGGACACCGUGAAGCUGCUCCAGCAGGUCCACGGCGGCAGCGCGCUGGAGGUCGCGCGGGGGGUCCUCCACGAGAGGGGCCCCAUCGGCCUGUACCGGGGGCUGAUCGGGAGGCUCAUCCAGACCGUAACGUCCAACGUGGGCUUCUUUAUAUGGCAGACCAUCUUCGUGCAGGCGGCCCUGUCGCGCGUGCAGAGCGUCGCCGGUGACCGGCGUCAGCUGGGCACUGGCCUCUCGCUGCUGGUGAACAUGUUUGCGCAGCAGUUCAACCGCGUCCUUACCACCCCCGUCGACGUGGUCGCCAACGUGAAUCAGGCCGACCCGAAUUCGCGGGGUUUCUUCCACACGUUCGUCAGGCUGGCGCGCACCGGCGGGAGAGCCACCCUCUGGAGGGGCCUCAACUUGGCCCUGCUCCUCUCCCUGAACCCCGCGCUGAUGUUCACGCUCGUGGGCAAGCUCUCGGCGCUCGUGCUGAGGGUGCGCGACGAGGAGAGUCUGGCAGCGUCGGACAUGUUCUGGGUGUCUGGCAUCUCGAAGGCCGUGGCGACGUUGGUCACCUACCCCCUCAUAUCGGGGGCCGUGGCCCAGACGAUGGGCUCCGACGGAGUCAUGGCCAGCCUUCGGGGUAUAGUGAAGAAGGACGGCGCGAUAGGGCUGUAUCAGGGAGUGUGGCUCCUGAGCUACAAGACCAUCCUGUUCAAUUCUAUGAUGAUGGCUCUGAAGCAGAAGUUCGGCGCCAUUCUCGACAGGCCAGUGGACAAGCGCGCGCCGCUGAGCAGGAAGCUGACCUGGAGGAAGCUGGAGGAGAACGAGCUCCGGCAGAGGACGCAGCUCGUCCAGGCGGACGCCUUCCCUUGGGACCACGAGGGCUCUGUCGUUUACGUGGACGGUGCGUGGUCUUUCCUGCACGACGCCCAGCAGCACUUCUUGCGCGAGGCGAGCAGCCGCGGCGACUACCUGCUCGUCGGCGUGCACGGCGACCAGUGCCUGCGCGACGUCAUGGGCGCUUACCCGUCCGAGUGCUUCGCGGAGCGCAUGGACCGCCUCAAGAAGCACCCGCUCGUUGGCGCCGUGCUCGAGGCAGCGCCCUGGGAGGUGACCGAGGACCUGGUGCGCGAGCUGGGCGUCCAGAAGGUCCUCGCCGGCGCCCCGAUCUCGAAGGUGCAAGACUGCCGCGGGCCAGGGGACGAGGACGCGCCGGCCGCAGACGACCCGUACAGGCACUGCCGGAGGCUGGGCAUCUUCGAGGAGGUGGAGUCCCUGAACCAGGCCACGGAGCACGACGUCUGGCUCCGCAGGAUGCAGCGCAUCGUCUUCUCCAACGUGGACGCCUCCAUCGACUGGCGCAUCCUCGUCCGGGACGGCGCGCAAGGCGCCUUCGGCGCGAACCCCGGCUACGCGGGCGGCAGCGCGCCAGAGGGCCGCGGGCGCUCCAAGAGCCGCCCGCGCUCCGCGAGCCGCCCGCGCUCCGGCCGCGGCGCCGGCGCGUAG